Molecule: messenger RNA, 1298 nt
Organism: Diuraphis noxia (Russian wheat aphid)
Lineage: Eukaryota; Metazoa; Arthropoda; Insecta; Hemiptera; Aphididae
Product: 15-hydroxyprostaglandin dehydrogenase [NAD(+)]-like
Cellular component (GO): cytoplasm
Molecular function (GO): oxidoreductase activity, acting on the CH-OH group of donors, NAD or NADP as acceptor
Source: RefSeq, a predicted model, not a curated record
UAUCUACUUAGGUACCCAUAGUCUAUAGAUGGACUACGUGUGACACUCAUUUCAACUGCAAAUAUAUAGGAAGGUUACCUACUACCUACUUAACGUAAAUUUUUACGUGUUAUCWAUURUUACUUAUUGUUAUGAUACAAAUUACCUGCAUCAAAUCAUAYUAAAACAAUAAUUUCAAUAAUUUUAAUGGUCAACGUCGCUGAAAGCUGAAACAUUCCGACGAGAAAUGCUGUGGACCAGUGGAGAUAUAAUAUAGUACUUAUAUACUUACCUAUAUGGCUAUACCUAUACUGCAACUGCAUCACAUUGUGAUAAUUCGUUAAGCACGACUGACCUUGCGAUUAAUUUGAGGUGCAAUUUUUGACUUUACUCAGGAACUAGUUCCUUUCUUUAAGCCAAGAAUAAGAAAUGAUUUAGUUUCUUUUCAACAAGAUGAACGUGAACCAAUUACUUUUUUAAAGGAAAUUUCCAAUAGCACUGCAGUGUAGGUAUAGCUGAUCCUUGCUAAAUUGUAUACGAUGUCCAGACUUGAGAAUCAAGUAGCAUUGAUCACCUCAGCAACGUCUAAAAUUGGAUACACAUACGCCAAAUAUCUACUCCAAAAUGGCGUCAAGGUGGCAUUAUGCGAUGUAAAUUUAGAAGACUGUCAAACGGUAGCUAAUGAAUUAUCGAAUGAGUUUGGUGUUGAAAAAAUUUUGGCAUUGGAGUGCGCUGUUGCAGACCAAAUGCAACUUGAAAACGCUUUCACUUCGUGCAUAAAUCGUUUUGGGCGAUUAGAUAUCGUCGUCAACAAUACGGCUGGCAUGCAGAUCGACUUAUCAAUCGACGAACGGGACGAAAUGAACGAUGCGAUCAUGCGUGUACACUAUGGUGGAGUUGUCAGUGGAACGCUUCUAGCUAUCAAGUACAUGGGAGCUCCAAACGGAGGUAAAGGUGGAACUGUGGUGCAGACCACAUGCUGCGAAUCGGCAACUAGCAACGUUGUCGGAUACACGAGAGUGAUCGGUGACAUACGGAGUUCACAUCACUUGAAUAUAAGAACCAUGGCAUUAUGUCCAAGAAAUGUAUCGGAUAAUGUUGGCAAAGCUUUAAUUUAUAUUUUGGAACAAGGUUGUUCCGGUCAAUAUUGGAUUGUGGAAAACGAAGAAACUCCAACAUUAGCAGAGAGCUUGGUGUGACGCGAUGGUGGGCUGCAGUCGCUAAAGUGCGAUAUGGUCAAUCAUCGUCUUUCAUCGUUGGAUCCCCCAGUUGGAUGACCACUCGGAUUCUUGGCGACGAAUCCUUGUACCACAUAAAAA